Molecule: messenger RNA, 2380 nt
Organism: Nerophis lumbriciformis (worm pipefish)
Lineage: Eukaryota; Metazoa; Chordata; Actinopteri; Syngnathiformes; Syngnathidae
Product: FERM domain-containing protein 6
Biological process (GO): positive regulation of hippo signaling
Cellular component (GO): cytoskeleton; cytoplasmic side of apical plasma membrane
Source: RefSeq, a predicted model, not a curated record
GGUCAGGGGGGCCAGCAGCACGGAAUCUCUACAACAUUAGUGUACAUUUAAGCCGUACAGGGGUAACAAACAUGUUUUUCUGCCACUGUUGGAACAAACUAUGACUGGAAAUUGAACUGGUUUCCGCCAUGUGACGUUCGAGAUUCAGAUAUGGAUGAAGUUCCGUGGAGCAGUUGAAGUUGUGAAUAAAGACAAGAGUUGUGAUCUACAAAUUGCUCCAUCAUGUCCUCCAUAAAGCAGCAGAGAAACAUUUGCGUUCUCCUACCCAACAAACACCAGCUGGAGAUCACAGUCGGGCUGAAGGCUACUGGGCUAGACGUUUUCAACCAAGUGACAGAGCUUCUUGGAAUCAAGGAGAUGCACUUGUUUGGCCUCACUGUUGUGAGAGACAAUGAGCACAUAUUUUUAGACAUGGAGGAGAAGCUGGCCAAGUAUUUACCCAAAGAAUGGAAGCAGGAGUCUGGAAAGGGUUUAGAGAAAAGACCCUUGCCCCUGGUGCUCUGCCUCAAAGUGCAGUACUACGUCGAGAACGGCAGACUAAUUAGUGAACGCAAGGCACGCCAUCUGUACUACUCUGACCUGUGCGAGCGGGUGCUGCGCUCCGAAUGUCGUCAGCAGGAGGAGGUGUACUUCCAGCUGGCGGGUUACGCAAUGCAGGCGGACCUUGGUGACCACCAGCUGCCCAAGGAGGGGGAAGAGAGCGCCCCUUACUUCGAGCCAAAGGAGUACUUUCCCCCAUGGAUAAUAGCCAAGCGUGGACUAGAGUAUCUCCUCUGCCAUGGGCCCAAAGUGCACCAGGACCUGUGGGGCAUGUCGGCACGUGAUGCCGUCCUCCUCUUCAUCAGGGAAUCCUGUCGACUGGAGGACGUACCUGUCACGUUUUACAGACUACAAAAGGACAAGAAGGAAGAGAGGGGAACAGCAAUAUUCGGCCUGACCCUGAGAGGAAUGCAAGUUUAUCAGGAGGCAAACAACAUUCGACAGCUGCUAUACGACUUCCCCUGGUCAAAUGUGGGGCGCCUGACUUUCCUGGGAAAGCGAUUUGAGAUCCAGCCCGAUGGCUUGCCAUCAGCCAGGAAGCUCGUUUACUACACUGGGUCGUCGUUUCGCUCUCGUCACCUCCUCCUGCACUUGAGCCGCAGCCAUCGCCUCUACCUCAACCUCCAGCCUGCUCUCAGACACCUUCGCCAGCUGGAAGAGGGCGAAGAGAAAAAGCGUUACAGAGAGUCCUACAUCAGCGAUGAUCUGGACUUAGAGCCACCAGGCAGCGAGAGCAGCCCCGGGUUGUCCCGCAUCUCCACCAGCAGCUCGGGCAUUGAAGCAGACGCUCGCCAGCCCAGCAUCUCUGCAGAGAUGACCUCCAUGGAGGAGGAAGCGGAACAGAGAGGGGAGAAGUGUUCCAGCUCCGCAGCCAGCCAAGUCAGCUCGUCCACAUCUGGCCUCGACAGCAAAGCCCAGACGGAGGAUGAGGAGUGGCAAGAGGAAGAAAUGAAGGCCGAUGUCAGACAGGAAGCUGUAGUUGAUGAUCCAGAUGAGAUGUUCCAGCUGGCUGAUCUUCUUAAGGGUGUGUCUGUGGAUAGCACACUCUCCUCGGAAACUCAAUCACCAGAGAGCAAAUUAUACUCUGAAGAUGAAGAUGGCAGCAGUGUGCUUAAACAGACGGUGGAAGCUCGGUCACAUGCUUGUGUGGACCGGCACAGCCACAGUCUUGACGAUGUUCGUUUGUUCCCACCUCAGGCACCCCUGGGGACCACACUGCCCACUGAUUCUUCACACAGCUACACCUUCGGCCUCUCGGACACAAACUCAAAGGCGCUGGUGGACCGUGACUAUUACCCUUUUUUGCACUGCCAUGCCAAACCUUCCUUCAACGGUCGCAGGUCUACCAACUGCUUGUCUCUGGACCUGUUGGCGGACGAGCAGUACCUGGAGUUCAUUCUGUGAACAAGCACAGGGGGCUUCAUGUUCGUGUCAUUUUUUUAUGUGGCCAAGGUGACACAGACGGGACACCUCAUUUCUAACUUGUAAUUGUCUAAAUGAAGUCACAGAGACUACAUUAAGCAACAAUUCUUUGUAAACGGCGUAUUUAUUGAUGAUGUUCUAUAUUUUGUACAUACAUCUUGCACUAUUUUAUGAUAUUUCAGCUUCUCUGUGCAAAAAGCAUUUCGAUCAAGCGAGUGGUGUUUUUUUGUGUGUGCAUGCAAUCUCUUGAGAGGUUGCUAUUGAUGACAAAAUAAGUUUCAAUUUUGUUGAUACAUUUCCAUUUAACCUAUUACUUUACUCCAGCAGAACACUUAAGAUGAACUUUUUAUUGGCUGAGAAUAUACACUAGCCGCUCCUCAUUUUUUGUAAUCAUGUUUUAUUACAUUCUCUUUUUGUA